Molecule: messenger RNA, 1008 nt
Organism: Pelecanus crispus (Dalmatian pelican)
Lineage: Eukaryota; Metazoa; Chordata; Aves; Pelecaniformes; Pelecanidae
Source: RefSeq, a predicted model, not a curated record
AUGUCUGGGGUUAUUUUAUUUCAUUAUUUUUUAAAUCUGCAGGUUGCAAUAAAAAUAAUAGAUAAAACAAGGUUAGACCCAAGCAAUCUGGAGAAGAUUUAUAGAGAAGUUCAGAUAAUGAAGCUUUUGAAUCAUCCCCACAUUAUCAAGCUAUAUCAGGUUAUGGAGACAAAGGAUAUGCUUUACAUUGUUACUGAGUUUGCAAAGAAUGGAGAAAUGUUUGAUCAUCUGACCUCCAAUGGGCACUUAAGUGAAAGUGAAGCACGGAAGAAAUUCUGGCAGAUUCUUUCAGCAGUGGAAUAUUGUCACAGCCACCACAUAGUGCACAGGGAUCUCAAAACAGAGAACCUUCUGCUAGAUGCUAACAUGAAUAUCAAGUUAGCAGACUUUGGCUUUGGAAACUUCUAUAAGUCAGGAGAACCCCUCUCCACUUGGUGUGGAAGCCCACCCUAUGCAGCUCCGGAAGUUUUUGAAGGCAAAGAAUAUGAAGGACCUCACCUUGAUAUAUGGAGCCUUGGGGUGGUGCUGUAUGUCCUUGUCUGCGGUUCUCUGCCUUUUGAUGGACCCAAUUUACCAACUCUGAGGCAAAGAGUGCUGGAGGGACGGUUCCGCAUCCCUUAUUUCAUGUCCGAAGACUGUGAAACACUAAUCCGACGGAUGUUGGUUGUGGACCCAACCAAGCGAAUAACCAUUUCCCAAAUAAAGCAGCACAAGUGGAUGCAAGCUGACCCAUCUCUUCAACAGCAGCAGUCUUUGUCCUUCUCCAUGCAAAACUACAACUCCAACCUGGGUGACUACAAUGAACAGGUCCUUGGGAUCAUGCAAACACUUGGCAUCGACAGGCAGAGAACUGUUGAGUCUCUGCAAAACAGCAGCUACAACCAUUUUGCUGCGAUUUAUUACCUGCUUCUGGAGCGCCUCAAGGAGUAUCGAAGCAGCCAGCUAUCGAGUCGUCCAGCAGCGGGCCGUCAGCAAAGGCCGAGGAGCUCCGAGAUCAGCAAUGUUGAG